UUACCAGCAUAAAUUGUCAAAUGUCCGGCAGCGGACUAACCUUAAAUCUGCGGGGAAAGAUUGUUCAACAAUGGUUGCUGAGAGUAAUAAAGGUUCAGAAGGUCGCACUGCGAGUGAGGAAAAUGUGACCAAUACACCAGACGACGGUAAAGCCUGGGGCUAUGAUCUCUACCCGGAACGUCGCGGAACUACCUUUAAGCCAAAGUGGGGUCGCGUUCUCCUUGGCCUCGAAGGCAAGGAAAAUCUGGACAAGCUGAAGUGCGAACGCAAUGUUUAUUGGUGCAUCAAAAACAGUCCCCUCGUAAAACUGAUGAUGGGAGCUUUGAAGAGUUCCGGCUGCCCAAUUGACAUCCGUCGACAUAUUUCCUGCGAAGUUUGUGAAAAUACAGUGACUGGCGGGUAUGACCCAAUCACAAAUCAAAUCGUUGUCUGCCAGAAUAUGGCACGGAAGGAGGGAAUGGUACAAGGCGUUCUCACUCAUGAAAUGAUCCACAUGUUCGACUAUUGCAACAACGAUCUGGAUUUCAAAAAUAUUGACCAUUUGGCUUGCACCGAGAUAAGGGCGGCGAACCUUGCGCAUUGCUCAUUCUUGAGCGCUUGGUUCCAAGGCGAUGCAUCGUUCUUCAAUAUCAAGGAAGCUCAUCAGAAUUGCGUUAAAACAAAGGCACUGGAAUCGGUUCUUGCUGUUAGGAAAGUAACUCGAGAUGAAGCCAUUGAUGCAGUGGAAAGAGUAUUCCCGAAGUGCUAUGCUGACUUGGAGCCAAUAGGACGAAGAAUACGCAGAAAUUCCCCUGAUCAGCACAAAGCCUAUUUGGAGGGUCCUUUGUAUGGUUACGACAUAUAGCAAUAAUCGGAAAGAUUGGAAAAAACGUGUUUUUA
Hermetia illucens (black soldier fly) is the source of this 879-nucleotide messenger RNA. Its product is annotated as mitochondrial inner membrane protease ATP23 homolog. Gene Ontology annotation, biological process: mitochondrial proton-transporting ATP synthase complex assembly; mitochondrial protein processing. The record is from RefSeq and is a predicted model, not a curated record. Lineage: Eukaryota; Metazoa; Arthropoda; Insecta; Diptera; Stratiomyidae. Gene Ontology annotation, molecular function: metalloendopeptidase activity. The transcript is spliced from 2 exons. The coding region runs from base 71 to 844 and encodes 257 amino acids. Gene Ontology annotation, cellular component: extrinsic component of mitochondrial inner membrane.